CAACUGAGCUCAAGUGAUUGGGCAGUGUUGCGUUUGCUCAGUAGUGUUUUUGGGAAACGAUUACAAAUGGGCACACCGAGACAGGAUGUCAGUUCAAGUUUGUUCAUUCUCUCAAAUCGCUAGAUUUCUGUAUCAGGUACUUUCUCGGAGCGCAUAUUAAGGGACUUAAAGACGUCUAUAUUUUAACAGUGCAAAGUUUUGGUAGUUGUUAACAAAGCGAAGCUGGCAAAAUGAAUGACAUCAAAGUGGCUGUCUUAGGGGGUGAGGGUGUCGGAAAAUCAGCACUCAUUGUUAGAUUCCUAACCAGAAGAUUUAUUGGCGAGUACGCGUCAUCUUCAGAAUGUAUAUACAGAAAGCGCAUGUCUGUUGAUGGAAGGCAACUGAAUCUGGAGCUUUAUGACCCCUGCUCUCAGCCCUGUGAUGGCAAGUCCACUCUGAAUGAACAGAUACACUGGGCCGACGGCUUUGUGGUAGUGUAUGACAUCAGUGACCGCUCCUCAUUCCUCACAGCUACAACCAUCGUGCACCUGAUUCGAGAGCUGAACCUGGGAGUGGCUAAAAGGGAUUCUGACUCGGUGGUCUUCUUGGUGGGCAAUAAACAGGACCUAUGCCACAUGCGCGAGGUGGGCAAGGAAGAGGGCCAGGCGCUGGCGUCUGACGGCCACUGUCAGUUCUAUGAGCUCUCUGCUGCCGAGCACUACCAGGAGGUGGCGCUCAUGUUCACCAAGAUUGUGCGCAACGCUGGUCUGGGCGGCAAAGCCAAGGAGCGGAGACGGCCCAGCGGCUCCAAAUCCAUGGCCAAACUCAUCACCAAUGUCUUCGGCAAGCGGCGGAAAUCCGUGUGACGGUGCACUGCUAGAGAUAGAGACACGGAUUGAUGGCGCUGUCAUUGUUGGGAAGGGAGAUGGACAAGAUAAAGACCAAGAGCAGAAUAGUUAUGUUUCUGGCUAAAGCAUGCCAUUUUCUUUAAAGAUGCCACAGCCGAGACACAGCAGUAGAGUGUUCCUGAAGGUCCACGUGUGCUGCAGCUUUUCUAUGCAGUGCAACUCAGGUGAUGGUCCCUGCUUUUUGCCAUAUAUGUCCCAGUCCUGCACUCUCAAUGUUUCUUUGACCAUAUAUACAAUGUUGGACAUAACAAAAAGGGCAAACAUUCUACAUUUUGAUUUAUACACUUGAGGAAUGUCAGAGACUGCUGUAAACCAAGUUCAAACUUUAAACAUGUCACAUAAAGAUUAGAUAGAAAUACUCACCCCCCCCCCCCCCCCCCCCCGUAAACUGCUGCAUGUCAUUUUUACAGUAUGUGCUAUACUCCUUUAGUGUUACUACAUAAUGACUAAAGCAGCAUUCAGAAAGGUUUCUUCUUUGUUGGUUCACUGAACUAGAAUUGUUCUCCACUGACAUGUUUUGACCAGUCAUCAGUGUUGUGAAAAAAAUAUGGGUUUAAUGGUGUGUAACAAUAGGUUGUCGGUGUGGAAACUCUUCUGCAGGAUUGAAAUGUUUUCCCCUUCCUAGAAUAAAAUGAAACCAGCUUUUCUCUCUAA
Messenger RNA from Electrophorus electricus (electric eel), 1541 nucleotides. It is a transcript of the gene rergla, whose product is annotated as RERG/RAS-like a. Gene Ontology annotation, molecular function: GTPase activity; GTP binding. NCBI's taxonomy places the organism in Eukaryota, Metazoa, Chordata, Actinopteri, Gymnotiformes, Gymnotidae. The record is from RefSeq and is a predicted model, not a curated record.